CUCGAAUUUAAAUUGAUUCAUUAAGCCGCGACUGACGACUGUUGCGCCACACAGUAGGUCGUCUGGUUCGAGUUGAUACGGGUCACCCUGAAAUUUAUGCUCAAGCGGAUUAACUGAUGUUGCCAGCGCUUUUCGCAAGGCUCAUUAUAACUGUUUUUGGAGUUAUGCACCCCUCCUACAGAACUUACAAAGCCAUUAAAAGGAAAGACUAUCAAGAAGUGGUGACUCUUGGCAUGUACUGGGUGGUGUUCAGUAUGUAUAUAACUGUUGAACUGGUGACGGAUAUUUUACUGCAAUGGCUUCCAUUUUAUUACGAUGCAAAGACUUUAUUCGUCAUCUGGCUCGUCACACCAGCUACUUCUGGAUAUAGUUUUAUAUACCGAAAAGUAAUCCAUCCUGAGCUUACUAAGAGAGAAACCGAAAUAGAUGAGGCUAUUAACAAGGCAAAAGAAAAAGGAUAUUCUAAAGUCGUGGAAUUUGGAGCUAAAGGGCUAAAUUACGCUGCAAAGGCUGUUCUUUCCGGUGCAAUGUUGGGUCAAGAUUUUUUGGCUGAUCGUUUGGGUAAACGAAGCUCAAGCAUGUUUGAACUUAAUCAUAGACCUAUAAUCCGACGUCCAAAUCUAGGGACUAAUGAAGUGUUCGAAUAUGAUGAUUCCGACUUUGUUAGCACUAUAAGAGAAGGAACAGCUCAAGUUGAUGAUCCAUUUGCACUCAAUUGGCUUCAAAUGGGAUCAACAGGUUCAUUAGGACGACAUUGGAAACCAUUGGCGGCUAAAGGUUUAAGUAACGUGCCUGAAGAUUCGGAACAUUUUUCUGAAGAUACUCAAUCAAUGUCAUCUACCCGACAUGUUUCAACUAGACGUUCAAAUGUUGCUCAGGAAACAACUAUAACUAUACCACGUCGUAUUUCGACUCGCCGUACUGCUCGACCUCAAUCGACUCCACAAUCAAUCAAAACAAUGAGCAGUGGAGAUGCGAUUGACUGAAUUGUUGUUACCUCGUCCCCCGCCCUCUUCCGUUCCCAUAUAAAAAAAAAUAUGUAUCACUUUUGGAGCCUGCACACAUCUCUCUUCCAAUUUAGAGAUUGCCUUGUUACUUACUCUGUUAAUAAUAUUCUUGAUUAGGCUUUUCUUUUUUCUUGUAACACUACUCACCACUGUACAGCUGCUUCCUCACUUUAAACAUGUUGAAUGAUUUUAAUGUUGGGUUGUCUGGCUUGAUGACUAAUCUUGAGAGAGAGAAAGAGAUGUAGAUGUGAGGUUCAUGCAAAUCUUAUAUGCAUUUCGUGUUGUCUAUUGUUUUUUUUCCCAAUAAAAAAAAUUCUACAAAAUUGUUUGUUAUUUCAUAAAUGUCAAUUUUCAUUGAAAUAACCUUCAGUUGUUGUUUUGUUGUUUUGUUUUUUUAUCGUUUCGUAUCCCCUCUUCGGUUUUUUUCUUUUUUUAUCCAAAGACGACAGACAUCACAAGCUCUCAUACACCUGAUCAAAAAAUAAACAACACAAAGUUGGGUUUUUGUUUGUUUUUUUUUCUAAACCAGCAAAAAUUUUCUGAUUCCUGAAUUGUUUUUUUCUUCUACCGUUGUCGGUGGUUGAUGUGUGUAUGGUGUAUGCCAGGAGAACACGAACUGAUUUUAUUU
Molecule: messenger RNA, 1635 nt
Organism: Schistosoma turkestanicum
Lineage: Eukaryota; Metazoa; Platyhelminthes; Trematoda; Strigeidida; Schistosomatidae
Source: the annotation of a GenBank genome assembly